GUGACCUGGUCGCGUCUCUCAGGAUGACUUAUCGAAACUUCAGGUUGAACGCGUAGCUCGGCAAAAACUCAACGGAGGAGAAUUUUUACUUUCGCUGUUUCGUGGGAACACCCUGUGAUCAUUUCCGCCGUUUGAAGGUAGUGAUUUUUUUUCCGGUGAAGGGAGAAGAGAGCGCUGCUGGCUUCUCAGUCGGCGUGCAACCAAAGCCACUUUGAUGCGACAGUUAAGCUAACAAGCUAACGGGGGGGGGGGGACUGCUCUCUGAAACCAUUCAGCUAGCGUGUUUGCUAGCUAAAUUGGUGACGGGAAUAUACGGAACGACGGCACAUAACAGGAUGAAUGGUGAUCUUGUCCGCCGUCUUCAAAUGAAGAUCUCCUCUACGGUGUUGGGAGUGUUGUCUAUAGGAUGUUAUGGGUUCGCUGGCUUGGUUUGCUAAAUUGCAGGAGAGAGAUUACUGUCCUAGGCAAGAAGUCUACACUCACCUGUCUCCUCAAUAGUUUGAUGUUGGUUGUAGCGCUACACACAGCUAUUAGCUUAUACGUGGCCAGUGUAUUCUAACCAUAUUCACUGAAAAGCUGAAGCUGAGAUCCCGCAGCAGAGUAAAGGUAAACAGAAAAGUAGGAUGUCACGUUUGAAGCCCUAACUUGAACGAUUGGAUCACUCUGUGUAAAAAAAGAACCCAACAACUUUAGCCGGCUAAUCGUUUCAACUAUUGACGAGGAGAGAGGUAGAUGGUCAAUUUUAAAUCGCCCACAUGCACUGGAUCAGUCGUCGGACUUGUGAACGGCAUCAGAAGCAGACGGUGGGAGACGUGAGCGCAGAGCCCUUGCAGCCCGGGGGAAGAUGGCGGAGCGUCCCCACUGGAGGUGGUGAAAGAGAAGCUUGUCAACUUACUGGAUUUAUCGCUUGGCAACUUGACCCCGACCGCAGGACACAUGCAGGCCAAAAAACGCUACUUAAUUCUCUUCUCUGCCUGUGCGUCUCUCGUUUUGCUAUUCUGCUUCGGGGGGAUCCAAGUCCCGCUGUCCAGACGGGGUCCCAGCCGGCGUGACAACCGCAGCUUCAACGGUUACCGGUCGGCCCCGCAGUGGCAUCCGUUCUCAGGGGCCCUGCCGCCGUUCAGCCCCGGGGACCAGCCGGACAGCGACGAUGACAGCGGCCAUAUGUCGCCGCGCCAGAAAAGGGACGCCGUCUCCGGCGUUUACGCGGGGAAACGCUGCAGGAUUGACUCCUGCUUUGACUUCUCCCCGUGUAAAAGCAACGGAUUCAAAGUUUACGUCUACCCGCAGCAGAAGGGGGAGAAGAUGUCGGAGAGUUAUCUGAACAUCUUGUCCUCCAUCGAGGGCUCCAGGUUCUACACCUCUGAUCCAGGUCAGGCAUGUCUGUUUGUCCUGAGUUUGGACACGCUGGACAGGGACCAGCUCUCGCCUCAGUAUGUCCACAACUUGAAAGCCAAAAUCCAGAACCUCCCCCUCUGGAAUGGGGGAAAGAACCACAUCAUCUUCAACUUGUACUCUGGAACAUGGCCAGACUACACAGAAGACCUGGGCUUCGACAUUGGCUUUGCCAUGUUGGCCAAAGCAAGCAUCAGCACAGAGAACUUUCGGCCCAACUUUGACGUCUCCAUACCCCUUUUCUCCAAAGACCAUCCAAUGACAGGCGGGGAGAGGGGCUAUCUUAAACAUAACUCCAUUCCCCCUUAUAGGAAGUAUAUGCUUGUCUUCAAGGGAAAAAGAUACUUAACUGGAAUAGGUUCCGACACUCGGAACGCCUUAUAUCAUGUCCAUAACUCUGAGGAUGUGGUCCUCCUCACCACCUGUAAGCAUGGGAAAGACUGGCAGAAGCAUAAGGAUGCACGUUGUGAUAAGGACAAUGCAGAGUAUGACAAGUAUGACUACAGAGAAAUGCUCUACAACUCCACGUUCUGUCUGGUGCCUCGAGGACGACGGUUAGGUUCCUUCCGCUUCCUGGAGGCCCUGCAGGCAGCAUGUGUGCCAGUGAUGCUGAGCAAUGGCUGGGAGUUGCCCUUUUCAGAAAUCAUUGACUGGAAUACGGCGGCUGUGAUUGGAGAUGAAAGACUGUUGUUGCAGAUCCCCUCCACAGUGCGCUCCAUCCACCAGGAUAAGAUCCUGUCACUCAGACAGCAGACUCAGUUCCUAUGGGAGGCCUAUUUCAGCUCUGUAGAAAGGAUAGUGCUCACCACACUGGAGAUCAUCCAGGAUCGCAUAAUGCAACAUACCUCAAGGAGCACCCUGAUGUGGAACAGUCUGCCGGGAGGCCUCUUCACCUUGCCUCAGUACUCAACAUACCUGGGAGACUUCCCCUUCUAUUACGCCGAGCUUGGUAUUAAACCGUACCCCAAGUUCACAGCAGUCAUCAAUGUGGUGACACCACUGGUCUCUCAGUCCCAGCCGGUCAUCAAGCUGCUUGUAGCAGUGGCCAGAUCCCAGUACUGUGCUCAGGUGAUAGUCCUGUGGAACUGUGAUAAGCCUCUCCCUGCUAAGCACCGCUGGCCUGCCACCUCAGUCCCUGUCAUUGUUAUAGAAGGGGAGAGCAAGGUGAUGAGCAGUCGCUUUCUUCCCUAUGACACGAUCUCCACUGACGCUGUACUGAGUCUGGAUGAAGAUACAGUGCUCUCCACCACAGAGGUGGACUUUGCUUUUACAGUGUGGCAGAGUUUUCCAGAUCGUAUCGUUGGAUACCCAGCACGUAGCCACUUCUGGGACAGCAACAAGGAACGCUGGGGCUAUACCUCCAAAUGGACAAAUGACUACUCCAUGGUACUGACUGGAGCUGCCAUUUACCACAGAUACUACCACUACUUGUACACCACCUAUCUUCCAGCCAGUGUGAAGAAUAUGGUGGACCAGAUGUCAAACUGUGAGGACAUCUUGAUGAACUUCUUAGUUUCAGCCGUCACCAAGCUCCCACCCAUCAAGAUCACCCAGAAGAAACAAUACAAGGAGACCAUGAUGGGGCAGACUUCGCGGGCAUCUCGUUGGGCUGACCCGGACCACUUCACCCAGCGUCAGACCUGCAUGAACAAGUUUGCCAGCUGGUUUGGCAGCAUGCCCCUGGUGCACUCCCAGAUGAGGCUAGACCCAGUCCUCUUCAAGGACCAGGUGUCCAUACUGCGCAAGAAGUACAGGGACAUCGAGAGGCUAUAACGUCCCUGAGCCCCCCCGCUUUUCUGCACACAGCAGACCCGAAGCGAGGGGGCGGACACCUAGAGAUACACAAACCCCUUUCAAUGAAUGGAAAGACAGUUGGACGGAGAAGCGAACAAAACAGGGUGGUAAAGGAGGAGGGCAAGAUGAACUAGAGCGGAUGACAGUUGGAGGACUCAGGGACACCACAUCUGCCCUGCCAUGUCCUCCAUCCAUCCUCCCUCUCUCCCUUACUGCCUUUCAACUCUGUGCAUUGGGGAAGCUGUUUAGAUCAAACUCUUGUGUUGUCAGCAAGGCUGUAUUUGGCUGCUGCGAACACACAAGUCUCACUGUGUGCACAAUGACUGACGUUCACUGACAAGAGACCUGAGGACAGCAGACUGUUAUACUUGAGAUGGUAUAAUUUAUGGAGUUUGACUGAGGGGCUUGCUGCUUCACUAUGUCUACAGCCUAACAUUGGGCAAACCACUCUCAACUCACAGCUGUUGAAAAAGAUUUUGUCUGUUCUGUUUUCGCGCACUAUGCACAGGUUCAACAGACAUUUUGCUACCAGAAUAAUAUUGGUAAACAUGACAAUGAAGAAGAUGAACCUAUUUUGGAUGUGUUUAGCUAUUUUUUUAUACAAUGAAUGAAUGGCCAGCACUAAUCUCGCUGCACUGUCUUAAUAAAAACCAAUGGUAAGGUGGAUGAAAAAAGAAAUGACAACCCUUCAACCACAGAACCGAGUUAUGAUUUGUAAUGAGACAAUAUGAUGUUCACAGUGCCUCAAGUUUAUCUACAGUUGUUGGGAUCUGGGAGUCCUGAAACUUACUUGGUGUGAUUGAGCACCUUGAUCUUGCUGCUUGUCAUUGUUUCUCGUUGUUUUUUGGGGGGGGGGGUUCUCCUCUUCCCAUGAUUUGCCAUUUUCUUUAUAACGGAUGAAAUGUUGGAUUUUAAAGCAAUUCUCGAAGAUCAGCAAUACCAUCCUCUGCACCCUAAACCCCUGCAUGCAUGCAUUCACAUCCCACUACCUACCCCUAUCUUGACUGAAAGUCUGAAAGUACAUAAAAGGAACAAAGUUGAUCACAUUAACUGUUAUUAUCUGCCAUUCUUAACAAAAGAGUCCAGAAUCCUCCACGAUAAGCAAAGCUGAUAUCCACAACUGUCAGGUCCCCUUUUUGAAGCACUAGCACAUGUCAAGACUUUAGCAUUGUCUUCAUGUCCCCAUCAUAUCUGGAUUUUUAUUCUGUAUGUUUCUUGUUUGUCAUGGGAAGGGAUGACUAGCUCGAUCUGUUGCUUGAUUGUGAACUUGAAGGGAUCUUAUGAGUUGCUUUGACUGAUGGAGAAAGUUUGGCUGUCUCGGAGCCACCAGUGGUUUAACUUUAAACACUAAUGUAUUACCUUGGUUAGUUUCCCGUCUAUAUGUUUCAUUCUAAUUCUAAUGUUUGAACUUCGUCCUGCCUUGGUUUUCACAUCAUCGAGUUUUUUAAAGGUUAAAACUUUAAAAAAGAAAAAGUAAUUCGAUUCAACUGGAAUGCAAUCAAAUCAUCUUGCUUUUUUUUUUUGACGUUUUCUCAACUAACUACCAAUCAAAUAUCUAUCUAAACAAAUUUCCCCUAGUGGGACAGUAAAGGUAAUGUUGAACCUUGAGCCAGAAAGAUAUUUCUGUAGGAAUCUUAACACAACCUCUCUGGUAUAUCUGUGGUAUCUUUGACUUGUAUCAGCGAGCGCUAAAUGAAUUUAUGUUGGUUAGCGUUACUUCCCAUGUACCUUCCUCCCCAAGUUGUGUCAAUGGAUGAUAAACAGGUUUGUUGAUUUUAUUUUCAUCCCUACUAUGUGAAAUGCUAUGCAUUCCCUUUAUACCUGCUUCGUUGUAAAAUGCAUAAUCUUUCCCAUCUGUUUUGCUGAGUGGAGGGAGGGGAAGGAGCGCGUGUCUUUAGGAGUGUACUCACCAGACGCUGAGAUUGUCUGGCAAUAGUGAAGAGAAAGGAAGUCCGUGGUGGUUUCAUACAAAUACGAGUGAUGGACCAGAAAACAAACACUAAGCAUUAUUAACAGCACAUGACUAUCAAGACAGCCGAGUUUGGCCACAAAAAAAAAACAGAAUCAUGCUUUGAAAAUGAUCCUAGUGCAAUAUCUAAGAGAUCACAUUUUCUCUUAUCUUUUUCCUCUCCUCCCCUGCUGUUAUUUCUUUUAUUUCUUUGUUUUUUUGGUAAAGUAUCGAUGUGCCUUCAGAAGAAAGACACCGUUUUUGUUUCCUCCAUCUGCCUUGAGCAAAGGUUGUUGGUUGUUAAUAAGUUUUUGGUUUCGUUGGCAAUGUCCGGUGACACACAGUAACACCUCCCAGGCUGACAAGUAAUACUGGAAUGCUGCUUCCAUGUAUCUGCACACAUCUCUGACUGACAUUCCUACCUUUUCUACUGUAAACUGAAAUGACGUUUGGAGCCCGGCGAGGCUCCUGUACACAAGAACGCACCCAAAUUCAUAUGUUGCUAUGCUAAAUGAGGACAGACCAAAAACCUGUUGUGUCAAAGUAACAAAACUCUGGUCAUAACGAGCCGAGUGAUGCAGUUAAACACAAGUAUGACAUCAGCUUCACACACAGUAUUUAUCAGACGGAUAUGUUUUGACUUCAUUUCUGCCUGCUCUGUUCACUCUCCACUGUAACUACAGACAUGAUUUUUUAAAGACAAAGACAGUGAAAGAGGAAACAAACACCAUUUUGUAAAACAGUUUUAUAAAAAAGAGAAAUGUAAUAAAAUGUAAUAAAA
Messenger RNA from Lampris incognitus (smalleye Pacific opah), 5918 nucleotides. Its product is annotated as exostosin-1a-like. NCBI's taxonomy places the organism in Eukaryota, Metazoa, Chordata, Actinopteri, Lampriformes, Lampridae. The transcript has 11 exons. The record is from RefSeq and is a predicted model, not a curated record. The coding region runs from base 937 to 3168 and encodes 743 amino acids. Gene Ontology annotation, cellular component: membrane. Gene Ontology annotation, molecular function: glycosyltransferase activity.